UGGCGCGGAAACGUCAAAGAUGUGCAUGUAACUGUUGCCAUGUGACUUGUAGCAGAAAAGUAGGCAUUCGAAAUUGGUUGUUAUAGGAUAUAUUUACUUAUAUAAAAAAGAAAAAAAUGCCGGACAUUGAUAUAAAUGGUAUCACCGUUGCUUUCCCUUUUGAACCAUAUGACGUGCAAAAAAGAUACAUGGAGAAAGUCAUCGAAUGUUUACAAAAUGCAAAACAUGGAGUGCUGGAGUCACCGACAGGAACUGGAAAAACGUUAUGCCUUUUGUGCUCCUCGCUAAGUUGGCUCUUAGUCAAGAAGGCGCAGCUUCAAUCUCAGGCUCUACAGGGACCAAUUGAGAAGCCAGCCUUUGGAGGCGAUUUUUUUGAAGGCUUGACAAAAACCCUGGAGAAAGCAGCUGGGAAGUUGGAUCAGCCGACAAACUUCAGCUGGGGCAUGCCAAAAAUAAUUUAUGCCUCGAGAACGCAUUCACAGUUAUCGCAAGCUAUGCAAGAGCUCAAAAGAACUUCUUACAAACAUGUUAAAGUUGCCGUAUUAGGCUCAAGGGAUCAGCUUUGCAUUCAUCCCGAAGUUUCCAAAGAAACUAACACUGCAACGAAAAUUCACAUGUGUCAGUCAAAAGUCAAGUCUCGCACUUGUCAUUAUUACAAUAACGUCGAUGCUAGAAAAUUGGAUCCUAUUUUCGGCCAAGAAAUUCUUGAUAUCGAAGAUCUGGUAAAAACUGGACAGAAGAUGAGAUGUUGCCCAUAUUUUUUAUCCAAAGAACUAAAGCAGUCGGCAGAUAUCACUUUUAUGCCCUAUAAUUACAUCCUCGAUCCAAAAACAAGAAAAGCGCAAGGUCUCGAGUUACAGAACAAUAUUCUUCUCUUGGAUGAAGCUCACAAUGUUGAAAAGACUUGCGAAGAAUCUGCUUCCCUGCAAAUUAGCAGUACAGAUAUAGCCAUUUGUAUAGAUGAGAUCACCACAGUGAUGAAAGAUGUGGCGGAUGAGGCAUCUUCAGGUGAACCUGCUUUCGAUACUGUCAGUGGAUCUCAGAAAGACUUUACUCCAGAAGAUCUCUGCAUUCUAAAAGCAAUGUUUUUAGAGUUUGAAAAGGCGAUUGAUGGUAUAGAAAUUAAAAAGAAAGACGAAGGUGAAACUUUUCCUGGGGGAUACAUUUUUGAGCUCCUAGAGAAAGCUGAGUUGACCCAGGGCAAAGAGACUUUGGUAAUUGAUAAACUGGAUAAAAUUGUACUUUAUUUGUCAACGACCAGCACCUCUCCGUUCUCAAGAAAGGGAAAUGGCUUACAAAAAUUCAAUGACUUACUGCGAGUGGUUUUCAGUGGUGGCCAGGCAUCAUUGCACCACAGAGAUCAAGUUAAACGAUGUUAUAAAGUACAUGUUAUGCCGGAGGAAGUGAAGAAAGGUCGAAAAAACGACGGUUGGGAUGCCUUAAAAACAACCUCAAAAACUGAGGGGAAAAUCAUUAGCUACUGGUGUUUUAGUCCUGGUUUUGGGAUGCAACAAAUAGUAGAACAAGGAAUACGUUCUAUCGUCUUAACGAGUGGCACUCUGUCCCCAUUAAAACCGCUCAUCUCCGAACUGUCCAUACCCAUUGACGUGCAGCUUGAAAAUCCCCAUAUAGUCACUGGCCGUCAAGUAUGCGUCGGCGUAUUGAGCAACGGCCCUGACGGACAUCCUUUGAAUUCGUCAUUCAAUACACGAAAUGAUCCAAAAUACAUUGCAUCUCUUGGACGUACCAUCUACAACUUCAGCUGCUUAAUACCCCAUGGUAUGCUGGUCUUCUUUCCAUCGUACCCAAUUUUAAAGAAGUGCCAAGAAGAAUGGCAAAAUUCUGGGAUAUGGACAAAGAUAUCUGAACGAAAGCCAAUUUACGUUGAAGGUCAAUUGAAACAUGUCUUUAUAAAUACUAUGAACGAGUAUUAUGAAAAAAUUCAAGACCCAUCAUGCAAAGGUGCCAUUUUCAUGGCUGUAUGCAGAGGCAAAGUCAGUGAAGGCUUAGACUUUGCAGAUAUGAAUGGUCGUGCUGUUUUAGUAACUGGCCUCCCGUUUCCGCCAUUGAAAGAUCCACGAGUUAUCCUGAAGCAAAAAUACUUAGAAGAGAGUAGAAGCAGAGAUAAAGAGUCACUAACGGGACAACAAUGGUACCAGCUCGAAGCAUCUCGAGCAGUAAAUCAAGCCAUUGGCCGGGUCAUAAGACAUAAAAAUGAUUACGGUGCGAUAAUCCUCUGUGACUGUCGGUUUGAAAACCCUGGGUUUAGAAAACAAUUGUCAGCUUGGUUGCAACCUCACAUCAAAAAGUUCACCAAUUUUGGAAUGAUCACAAAAGACUUGAGAGAAUUCUUCAGAGCAGCAGAGCGUGAUUUACCGCAGCCAAAUAUAAAAGGUGGGGCUAGUAUUACAAGUAGCCCAGACUUUUUUCUACGAACUAGUAGUGGUGCGUUUGGGGAAAAUCACUCUCGAAAUGUAAAAACUGGUAUAAAACAAGAAACAAGUGUUCCAUCUGUGGUUAUUGACGAUUUUAGUAUCAAUAAAUACACAGAAACAAAACCAAUACAGCGGCCGAUCACUGAAGGAAACGAAAAAGAUAUUUUUAAAUUGCUAGACACAAAAUCAAAGCCUGUAAUAGAUUUCAGCAAUUGCAAAUUAAAAACGGAUUGGACUGGAUGUGAGCUGACAAAGAAUGUUGAACAGCCAGUUGCAAAAAAGAGAAAAAUUCACGUUGCAGGGGUAAAGUUUGAUGCAUUCUCAGAGCCUUCAACAUCUGUUGAAUCACCUUCAGCAAACAUUGAGGCGCAGACGCAUACAAAAAAUGUUAUUGCAACAAAAAAGGCAGUACCCAGUGAAAAAACAGAAAUUGGGAUAGCUUAUUUAAAAGAAGUCAAACGAUCCCUGACGAAAGAGAACUAUCAGAUAUUUUCAGUAAUGAUUCGUAGCUACACGAAAAAUGCUGAUUACGACCAGCUCUUGAAAACGUUAGAACUUCUUUUCCCAAAGACGAAUAAUCUACGGCACUUAUUUAAAGGUUUCAGGAGUUUUUUGAAGAAAGAACACACUAAUGACUUCGAUAGUCAUAUGAGGCUUCUAGAGAGGCUAGAAUUAUAAACAAAAUUAAUCCUUGAUUCUGAAUGAAUAUCUAUUUAUAUGUGAUUUGUAAGUAAUUUCGAUGUAAUUUAUGUAUCAAGUAUUACGUGCAAUCAUGCAAACUAACUCAAUAAAUUCACCAUUUAUUUUUACAAAUCUGGCUGUCAUCAAUUAAUGAAUCCUCAAUUGUUGUUUAUGAAUAUUUAUUGUGUUUAUUCAUUCGUGGGUACAAAAAUUGCGAGUUACUUUGUAAUUCAUGACUAUUCAAAUAGCGUUACUUUCGAGUGUUUGUUCCACAACUGUUCCUGCCCAUAAUACGAUUUAAUCAUAUGUUCUAAUUUUAUGCUUUCAGUUAUGAACAUACACUUCAUUCCGCAAAUAUUGUAUAAGACUCUAUCAUCUGUCGACUAGCACUUAUUAUGCAAUUCACAAUUUAGCCUAUG
Molecule: messenger RNA, 3535 nt
Organism: Diprion similis
Lineage: Eukaryota; Metazoa; Arthropoda; Insecta; Hymenoptera; Diprionidae
Gene: Rtel1
Product: regulator of telomere elongation helicase 1 homolog
Exons: 12
Coding region: 117-3113 (998 amino acids)
Biological process (GO): DNA recombination; DNA replication; negative regulation of t-circle formation
Cellular component (GO): nucleus
Molecular function (GO): ATP binding; DNA polymerase binding; DNA helicase activity
Source: RefSeq, a predicted model, not a curated record